CAUCAAUAGUAUUUGUUACGUCAGUGUUAUCUUGGCCAAUGCAAUUGUUGCAGUCCAAACAACUAUGAAUAUUUCAACCGAUUCAAGGGUAAGCCCGCGUGCAAGUUUCUGUUUUAGACCAACUAUAGGGUUGAUAAGGGUUGAUAGGGCUGUGUUAGUAGUAGCCGUCUAAUUACAGUUGAAUGGACAGCAUGCAGACGGGCUAAAACACUCCAAUUGGGUUGAGCAAGAACGCCCCUUUUCUGGCUAGUCUGCAGCGGCCCAUUUCAACUGUUACCAAGGCAACACUAAACUGUUUGUAUCUAGAACAUAGAGCCAGUGAUUCGACAUAGCUGUCAUAACCAACUCACUCGAUGCUGUUGCAGCUUUCUAGUAUUCUACUAUUGGCUUCUUUAGCUGUUUUGGCUGUGCCUCAGAACCUUCCCAAUCCAAGUCUCAUACCACAGUCUCCGCAUAUCACUACCAGUAUUGUUAGACCUGAAGCUGCCAGAACUACUACCAGAGCUACCGUAGUCUUUCAAGGGAGUGCUACUUUAGCUAGAUCUCGCUCGACUUUACUGCCUAAUCCAAACUCUAAUCAUGCCGGUAGUGUGACGGCACCUGCUCCUCGUCCAGCUAUUCCUGAUACUCCAGCAGGCAGUACUGGCUCUCAAUCAUCCAAAAAUCCAUCCGUUGACGGCAGUGUUGGAACAGUAUUUGCCGUUGGAUCCAUUGCUGCAAUUGUCGUUGGUAUUUUUGUUUUUCUUGUUGGAGGUGUAUUUGUUCACAAGCAUCUUCAGAAACGCAGCGAAAUAUAUAAUGCAAAUAAUCGCAAGGUCGAUCUAAUGCCUAGAGAAAUGCCACCUGUUUAUCACUCCACUAAACAAACUCAAUCUCACAACUGUUCUCGCUCGAAUUCAAACGCUUCAUUUGAAUCCGGAAUAUCUACCAGCUAUCAAGCACACACACCAUAUGUCACAACUCCCGAAAUAGCUCAUAUUCAACCUGGUGCUACUCAGCCAAGCAAUUUCAUAAUUCGAUCUGCCUCUUGUUGAUGUGUAUCAAAACUUGCUGUUACCCCAGUUCUACUUGGAUUAUAUAUAUUAUCUUGACUAUUUCAAAAUUGAUUGCUUAGAAAUACAUAUCAUCUUACACUAG
Batrachochytrium dendrobatidis JAM81 is the source of this 1137-nucleotide messenger RNA. RefSeq lists its product as uncharacterized. The record is from RefSeq and is a predicted model, not a curated record. Lineage: Eukaryota; Fungi; Chytridiomycota; Chytridiomycetes; Rhizophydiales. Bases 354 to 1034 code for a protein of 226 amino acids. The transcript has a single exon.